Messenger RNA from Sorex fumeus (smoky shrew), 1442 nucleotides. RefSeq names its product receptor transporter protein 4 (gene RTP4). Gene Ontology annotation, cellular component: cytoplasm. The record is from RefSeq and is a predicted model, not a curated record. NCBI's taxonomy places the organism in Eukaryota, Metazoa, Chordata, Mammalia, Eulipotyphla, Soricidae. Bases 35 to 955 code for a protein of 306 amino acids. Gene Ontology annotation, molecular function: olfactory receptor binding. Gene Ontology annotation, biological process: protein insertion into membrane; protein targeting to membrane; detection of chemical stimulus involved in sensory perception of bitter taste. The transcript has 2 exons.
GUCAUUUGGUAAGUGUCAACUCACAGAGAAGAAAAUGGCUGUGGAUAUUAACUCGUGGAAUUGUAGACUUCAAACUCUGAUACAGAAAGAGCAGCCCCAGGCGAGGUGGACCCUGGAAUGGGGCGAGAACAUCCAGCCAGACUGCUUGCACCCAGGCUGGAAACAGUACCAACAGAGAGCAUUUGGCAGGUUCAAGUGUUCCUCAUGCCGACGAAGUUGGGCUUCUGCUCAAGUGAAUGUCCUAUGUCAUAUGUAUCUGAAAUGCCGGAACUCCCAGGGCCUUGUGCUUAUGCGGUGUUUUGGUCAGAAGUGCCAGAAUUGUUCUUGUUCUCUAUUUGAGAAGCCUCAUUUCUCUCCAGAAUCCACCGGGAGGAUUCUACACAACCUGGCCCAUCGUAUUCUGGAAAAAUUUUAUGGAGAUGGCAGCAGAAAUGUCUCAGAGAUGCCAGUGAAUGUGGAGGUGCAUUUGGACGGUUCCCAUGACAUGGACAAUUGUGAAGCAUGCAGUCUGGGCUUCUGUGUACAGCGCUUAGAAGAAGACAUCAGUACAGAGUCAGCUUACAGCCAAUUCUCCUACAUGGAGAUGGGGAGUAACACCACUGAGGGGCUACGGGCAAGCUAUGCUACUUCUGGUUCUUGGGUGCCCAAUGAAGGACAUCGGAAUAACUGGGAGACAGGCCAACAGCACCCACCAGGGGCACAUCAACAGGGCUCAUGCACAACUAGCCAACAAUCUGUCUUAGUAGCAAGAUAUCUUCCCUCUCAGUUAGCAAACUCCCCAGUAACUCAGACUCAUCAGGAAUGGCAAGAGACAUAUUCAUCUAGAAUGUCUGCCCCAGACAAUGCUCUCAGAUAUUCAUCUAGUAAUUCUCCUACACAGUAUGGAUUGUCCCUGUGGGGCUGCAUCUGUGCUGUUGCUCUAUUUACGUUUCUUGCUGUAAAAUAUGCUAAUUAGCAAAAUAAUCAAAGUAGGCUUGUUUUAUCUUCCCUCAACUCCACAGCCUAGAGUCUGGGGGUUGGAGUGAUAGUACAUGAGGUAGGGUGUUUGCCUUGCAUGCGGUUCACCCAGGUUCGAUUCCCAGCAUCCCAUAUGGUCCCCUGAGCACUGCCAGGAGUAAUUCCUGAGUGCAGAGCCAGGAGUAACCCCUGUGCAUCGCCGGGUAUGACCCAAAAGGAAAAGAAAAAAAAAAGAGUCUGGCACCCAAGGCUCCUAUUUUAAUAUGAUAAAGAAUUUGCUUUAAGAUCAAACAAGGAGAAUUUAAGUACUAGUUUUCUAGACCUCUUUUGCAGAUAGUCUAAAACAUCACCUACUAGAUAAUGAACUCAGUAAAAUAAUUUGUUUAAUCACUAAAAGGACUUCAUUCACUUACUUAUUUGUUUCAUAUAUAUAAACUCUUUAUAAAAAUGACUACAAUUGUAAAAUAAACUAUUUUUGUCAUUGA